AAUGAGUCAACGCACGAGGUUUGCGCAGCUUCCGCUUCCGGUUGUGACUGUAGGAAAAUGGCGGCGUCCAUAGCGGCCUCGGCGUUGCCAGGCGCUUUCGGGCGGCUGGUGUCUGUAUGUAGCCGCAGCAUCCUGGCACCGUCGGGACCCGGAGCUGCCGCCCUCCGGUCUGCUUCUCAAAGAUUCAAUUCACAGAGCACUUCGUAUCCACAAGGAUACGUUCCUAAGACCUCCCUGAGCUCACCACCCUGGGAAGAAGUGGUUCUGCCAGACCCUGUUGAAGAGACCAGACAUCACACAGAGGUUGUGAGGAAGGUGAAUGAGCUGAUUGCCACAGGCCAGUAUGGCCGGCUCUUUGCUGUAGUGCACUUUGCCAGCCACCAAUGGAAGGUGACCUCGGAGGACCUGAUUCUAAUUGAAAAUGAGUUGGACAUCAAGUGUGGAGAGAGGAUCCGGCUGGAGAAGGUCCUGCUGGUCGGGGCAGACAACUUCACACUUCUGGGCAAGCCACUCCUCGGAAAGGAUCUUGUACGUGUUGAAGCCACAGUCAUUGAAAAGACAGAAUCAUGGCCCAAAAUCAACAUGAAAUUUAGGAAAAGGAAAAACUUCAGAAAGAAAAACAUCAUCGUGAACCCACAGACCGUCCUCCGGAUUAACACCAUUGAGAUUGUGCCUCGUUUGCUGUGACCACAGAUAUCUAAGAAGGAUAAAAAUAAGCUCGGGUCUGCACUCAGGACACUGAGGCAGGGAAUCACAAGUUCCAGGCCAGGUUGGGCUACACAGCAAGACCCAGUUUGAUAAUAAAAACAAAGUAUUUUAUAGGAGACUGAGCCAAUUCAUGCCUGAUUAUUAGUGGACAUCAGCCAUGUCUGAACAUCCAUCACCCUGAGCCAGAUCAACAAGCCUGGAGACAAUGACUGACCAGAUCUCACUCCAACCCUGGCGAAGCUGGCUGCUUGGACAGAUGGGAAUGGUGUUCUUAGCAGAAGGGACACUGAUACCUGGAAGGGGCAGGGCAAGACCAGGAGUGGGUGACCAGAACAGCUGCUGGGAGUGGGCAUGUGACUCAGGUGGCAGAGCACUUCCCUAGCAUGCAGAAAGCCCUGGGUUCCAUCCUUCACUCUCAGGCUGAGGCAGGGGGAUCACAAUUUCAAGGUCAUCCUCAGCUGCAUAGUAAGUCCUGGGCCAGCCUGAGCUACGCAACCCUGUCUCGAAAGGAAGGAAGUUGCUCCAGAGUGGAAAGCUGCAACUGCCUAAGUGAUCUGCGCUGAGUGUCAGCUGCUGUCCUUUUGCUUCCAUGGCUCCAUCAGGCAGAGGUCACAAUACAGGGUGGUCAGUGUUCCAGCAGCCCCAGGAUGGAGGAGGGCACAGUGUCUACUGGAGACAGGGCAGAGGGCAGAGGGCGGGGCAGAAGGGAGCUCUGAUCCUGGGAAGAGUUUGGGACUCCAGGACCGUGACCCUGUGAGUCAGACCCACCUUGGGAAGGACCACCAGGAAGAUCACUCAGGUUCUAAGGACCACAGCCAGAAGCCUGGAGUCAGGGAGAAGCCACAGGCCAUCCAUAGGAACUGCCAGUCUCCCAGUGACAACAACCUCAUUUUCCCCAGCUGCCCUAAGGAAUCACCCUCAGAUUUUCAGUUUUUGAAACACAGAAUCACUAUGUAGCCCAGGCUGACCCUGAACUUGAAGCAAUCCUCUGUCCCAGUCUUCUCAGUGCUGGGAUUACAUGUGUGCACCACCACUCCCAGGGUGGGGCUUUUGGAUUGGGUAGGAGGGAGUUGCCCUGCAGGCUCUGGCCAGGUUCCCUUGCAGCUUCUUCUGUAUGCAGCAGGGGGCAGCGCCUGCCUCCACUGGGAUCACUGGGAUCACUGGGAUCACUGGUGUGCGUGCACAAGAACACAAUAUUGUUGCAGUGCUGGGAUGGAACGCAGAGCUUCAUGUAUACUAGGCAAGCGCUCUACCAACUGAGCUACAUCUCCAGCGCUGUUUGUUGUUUGUUUGUGGUCUUAAAUUUUAUUACUAGUGCAUCUGUGUCCAAGAUUGAAUGGAAGUGUCUGAGUACACAUGACAAGGCCCCAUCUCACCAGCUUGUUUGUCCAUUUUUUAAGACAACCCCUUGCAGACUGGUGGGAUGGCUCAGUAGGUAGUGGCUUGCCACCAAGCCUGCUAACCUGAAUUCAAUCUCUCAGACACUGAUUCUGGCAAAUUGUCCUCUGAGCUCCAAAGUUAAAUGUGAUUUAAAAGUUUUAUUUAUUUAUGUAUACAUGUGAGUUUAUAUGUACCACCUGUGUGAAGGAGAUCAGAGGAGUUACUGGGUCCUUGGACCUGGAGUUAUAGAAGUUGUGAGUUGUCCUGUGUGUGCUGGAAACCAGCCCCUGGUCCUCCACAAGAACAAUAAACACCCCUCUCCCCUA
This is a messenger RNA of Cricetulus griseus (Chinese hamster), 2414 nucleotides long. The record is from RefSeq and is a predicted model, not a curated record. NCBI's taxonomy places the organism in Eukaryota, Metazoa, Chordata, Mammalia, Rodentia, Cricetidae.